AUGUUCCCAAACAGCCGUCUUCCCACUCAUUUCAAGACAUCCAAGAGGAGUGUCUUGGCUGUUGGCAUUGACUUUGGAACCACGCAAGUAUUCAACAGCGGAGUUGCUUGGGCUACUGCCGCUGACUUUGAGAGACACAACAUCAAUUUCAUCUCCCGAUGGCCUGGCUUGGGCCGGGAGGAAGGCAAGGUUCCUACCGAGAUCUACUACGAUGACGACGGCGAGAUGAAGUGGGGAUAUGACAUCCCUGGCGAAGUAUCACGCCUGCAAUGGUUCAAGCUCCUAUUACUGAAGCCAGAUGACCUGAGCCCUGAGAUGCGAGCAUCUCCUUUCCUUCAACGUGCUCGUGACAUCGCAAGACAGUCUGGUAAAGCCCACGUCGACGUGGUUGCUGACUACCUCAAGCUGCUGUGGGAUCACGCCCAGGAGAAGAUCAAGCAGGAACUUGGCAAUGCCGCGUUUAACGCUUUGACUUUACAUAUUGUUGUGACCAUUCCGGCUAUUUGGAAAGGGUAUGCCCAACAGAGCACUGAACAAGCUAUCCGGAAGGCAGGCAUGUUAGAGCAUCGAUCGGCUGGUCCGACUCAGCUAAAUGUUGUGACUGAGCCUGAAGCUGCAGCUUUGUCAACUAUACUGGAUCGCUACGACUCUGUGAAGCAAGGCAACGUGUAUGUUGUGUGUGAUGCAGGUGGUGGCACGGUGGACCUGAUCACAUACGAGAUCGAGUCAAUUGAUCCCAUCCGCAUGCGUGAGGCGGUUUUGGGCCAAGGAGAGCUCUGCGGAGGUGUGUUCAUUGAUGAGGCCUUUGAACGAAGAUGUAGAGAACGUCUGGGCCCAACCUGGAAAGCUCUGAGCCGUGGAGGAAAGAAUGAAAUUAUGAAAGAUUCAUGGGAGUAUUCCAUCAAGCCACAGUUUAAGACUGGGAAUAGGGACAAGGUGUACACGGUCACGCUUCCGAACGAAGUGUUCUCCAACAAACCUAAGCAGCGCUUUGAUGAUACGACGAAGGAACCUUUUAUCAAGAGAGGGAAAAUUCAUUUCAAAGAGGCGGAUAUCCAAGAAACCUUCACCAAGGUCUUUGCCGACAUCGUGGAACUCAUCAACUCUCAAAUCGAGAAAGCACAGAAUCUCAACCUUCAAGUCACGACUGAUAGUAAUGCCCAGGGAAUCAUACUCGUCGGAGGACUCGGCGGAAGCCCUUACUUAUACAGCCACCUACAAGAAAUCUUCUCCGACGAGGGGAUCGACAUCCUCCAGCCGAACGGCAUGAAACCGCGAACGGCAAUCUGCCAAGGCGCAGUCUGCAAAGCCUUCACCGAUGGUAGCGAUGGAACUGGUCAGAGUCAAGCCCACAAGCCCAUUGCAGUAACAUCCACGAUCUCCAGAGCACACUAUGGAAUUGCUUAUGACCCAAUAUUUGAGGAGGGAAAACAUCUUGAGGAGGAUGGGUACUUGGACUCAGAUGAUGAUGAAUAUCGCGCAAGAGACCAGAUGGAAUGGUAUCUCGAAAAGGGCGCCUGUGUCUCUAAGUCAGAGAGAGUCAGCCACACUUUUCACCGGAUUUACGACACAAACUGGGAUGGACACUUCUCUGAGACAAUCUUUCAAUGCGAAGAAACUGACCCUCCUGGGCGACUGGAAUCAACCAUCGAGGAAGUAUGCACAAUGAAUUGUACACUCGAGAACUGCAUGCCAGUGUCGAGGUUAAGGAAUCACUUGACACCGAAGGGUGAGAAGAAGAAAAAGCUGAAUUACAACAUAAGAAUGCUUCCGACAGGUAGAAGCGUCAAGUUCGAUGUUGAAGUUAAUGGGACACGCCUUGGCAAGGCUAACCUUGACGUCAAGUUUGAUUAG
Molecule: messenger RNA, 1854 nt
Organism: Fusarium redolens
Lineage: Eukaryota; Fungi; Ascomycota; Sordariomycetes; Hypocreales; Nectriaceae
Exons: 8
Coding region: 1-1854 (617 amino acids)
Molecular function (GO): ATP binding; ATP-dependent protein folding chaperone
Source: RefSeq, a predicted model, not a curated record